AUGAUGGCCUCCACAAAGGAUUCGUCGUCUUCCGUAUCCCCACGAUUUCCAUCACGCCUCCCUCCCUCCCCAACAGCAAGUGCCCUCCCUAUCAAAACCCCUCACCACAGAACCCACUCGAUAGGCUCUGUAAAUACCCACCGCAUAACGCGACGGAAGAGUAUGUCAUCGACAGCCGGAACAGCCAACAUGGCCGCCGUAGUCCAAGCAGUCAAGGAGGCCGCCGCUGAAAUACCAUUCUCGCUCCCAGCACCGACUGGGCUCGCUCGGAGUCCUGGUAAAGCGGGCAAGACACCGGUAUUAGGGAAUAGCGGAUAUCCUAGCCCGCCAAGCAGCCUACCCACUUCAACAGUAGUCCCGGGCCCGACGCUCAGCGGCAAUAACAACAGUAACAGCAAUGCAACGGCAGAGGAGAACCUACAGUUCCCGAGGAAGACAGGGAGUCUGGAAAAUGGUAGCGGUGAUAGUGCAAUUGCUGAGGGAUAUGGACCAGAUGCGAUGAAGAGCGCAGGAGGGAGACGUAGAGCGAGUGAGGGUGCACAUCUAGUGUUGGGAGGCGCACCCGGGGGCAGCAGGGCGAGGAGUGGGAGCGAACUAAAGUGUGACAAGUGUGGGAAGGGAUGGGAACACACGCCUGAAUGGUCUUACACCUCUAAGCUCCUAAUAUCCAAGCACCAGCAAGUACAGCUCCUCGAAGCCGCCUCUAUUCUUGUUUCCAUGAACCCGAGCACCACGCCCCCGACUUCCAACUCCGGCGCCGACCACGACAGCUCGUCAUCUUCCUCGGAGGACACUACACCCCCGCCGCACUCAGACAUUGGCAGCCCAACCCCACGCGGUAUCCGCAACGGCGCCGGCAAACCUGGAAAACGCCUCUCCGGAUCAUAUCCGCGCUCUUCCACCGCCCCGAAUGCUACUGGCUUCCCGAGCCAUUUCGUGCAGAAACACACGACGCCGAGGCAGAGAACGAGGAUUACACCCUCAGAAGAUGAGGCGCUGGCGUCGGCAAUUGAGCUACUAAGUUGCUCGUUUAGGACAAUUGGGAGCCCACAGCCAUCACUCGUAGUAGGAAGCUUGUUGGGACGGGUAAACGAGGUGAAGAGGGAGGAGGAGGAAGAAGAGGACGAAGGCGAUGUGAGUAUGGUGGAUCUGGAAGAGAGUGGGAGUGAGGUUGAGGGGUGGGGUGGGAGACGUGGGAGCGACGAGGAGGAGGACGGCGUCUUUGGCAGGAUGGAGGAAUAA
Morchella sextelata is the source of this 1242-nucleotide messenger RNA. RefSeq lists its product as uncharacterized. The transcript has 3 exons. The record is from RefSeq and is a predicted model, not a curated record. NCBI's taxonomy places the organism in Eukaryota, Fungi, Ascomycota, Pezizomycetes, Pezizales, Morchellaceae. The coding region runs from base 1 to 1242 and encodes 413 amino acids.